Molecule: messenger RNA, 1860 nt
Organism: Haliotis rufescens (red abalone)
Lineage: Eukaryota; Metazoa; Mollusca; Gastropoda; Lepetellida; Haliotidae
Product: flocculation protein FLO11-like
Exons: 2
Coding region: 1-1860 (619 amino acids)
Source: RefSeq, a predicted model, not a curated record
AUGUCGCCAUCCCAGUCAACGACCAACAUGUCCCCAUCCCAGUCAACGACCAACAUGUCCCCAUCCCAGGCAACGACCAACAUGUCGCCAUCUCUGUCAACGACCAACAUGUCCCCCAUCUCAGUCAACGACCAACAUGUCCCCAUCCCAGUCAACGACCAACAUGUCGCCAUCCCAGUCAACGACCAACAUGUCCCCAUCCCAGUCAACGACCAACAUGUCGCCAUCUCUAUCAACGACCAACAUGUCACCAUCCCAGGCAACGACCAACAUGUCGCCAUCUCUGUCAACGACCAACAUGUCACCAUCUCAGUCAACGACCAACAUGUCCCAAACACAGUCAACGACCAACAUGUCGCCAUCUCUGUCAACGACCAACAUGUCCCCUUCCCAGGCAACGACCAACAUGUCCCCAUCCCAGUCAACGACCAACAUGUCGCCAUCUCAGCCAAAGACCAACAUGUCGCCAUCUCUGUCAACGACCAACAUGUCACAUCCCAGUCAACGACCAACAUGUCCCCAUCUCAGCCAAAGACCAACAUGUCGCCAUCUCUGUCAACGACCAACAUGUCCCCUUCCCAGGCAACGACCAACAUGUCCCCAUCCCAGUCAACGACCAACAUGUCGCCAUCUCAGCCAAAGACCAACAUGUCGCCAUCUCUGUCAACGACCAACAUGUCCCCAUCCCAGUCAACGACCAACAUGUCCCCAUCUCAGCCAAAGACCAACAUGUCGCCAUCUCUGUCAACGAUCAACAUGUCACAUCCCAUCAACGACCAACAUGUCGCCAUCUCUAUCAACGACCAACAUGUCCCCAUCUCAGCCAACGACCAACAUGUCCCCAUCCCAGUCAACGACCAACAUGUCGCCAUCUCAGUCAACGACCAACAUGUCCCCAUCUCAGCCAACGACCAACAUUUCACCAUACCAGUCAACGACCAACAUGUCCCCAUCUCAGCCAACGACCAACAUGUCGCCAUCUCUGUCAACGACCAACAUGUCACAUCCCAGUCAACGACCAACAUGUCCCCAUCCCAGUCAACGACCAACAUGUCGCCAUCCCAGGCAACGACCAACAUGUCGCCAUCUCUGUCAACGACCAAUAUGUCCCCAUCUCAGUCAACGACCAACAUGUCCCCAUCCCAGUCAACGACCAACAUGUCGUCAUCCCAGUCAACGACCAACAUGUCCCCAUCCCAGGCAACGACCAACAUGUCGCCACCUCAGUCAAUGACCAACAUGUCGCCCUCUCUGUCAAUGACCAACAUGUCCCCAUCUCAGUCAACGACCAACAUGUCCCCUUCCCAGGCAACGACCAACAUGUCGCCAUCUCUAUCAACGACCAACAUGUCGCCAUCUCUGUCAACGACCAACAUGUCCCCAUCCCAGUCAACGACCAACAUGUCGCCAUCCCAGUCAACGACCAACAUGUCCCCAUCCCAGGCAACGACCAACAUGUCGCCAUCUCUGUCAACGACCAACAUGUCGCCAUCUCUAUCAACGACCAACAUGUCGCCAUCUCUGUCAACAACCAACAUGUCCCCAUCUCAGUCAACGACCAACAUUUCACCAUACCAGUCAACGACCAACAUGUCCCCCAUCUCAGUCAACGACCAACAUGUCCAUCUCUGUCAACGACCAACAUGUCCCCAUCUCAGUCAACGACCAACAUGUCCCCAUCUCAGUCAACGACCAACAUUUCACCAUACCAGUCAACGACCAACAUGUCCCCAUCUCUGUCAACGACCAACAUGUCCAUCUCUGUCAACGACCAACAUGUCCCCAUCUCAGUCAACGACCAACAUUUCCCCAUCUCUGUCAGUUCUGACUGGUCAAUUAAAUCACACUCUAAACCACUGA